Messenger RNA from Caenorhabditis elegans, 3742 nucleotides. RefSeq names its product PolyA-specific ribonuclease subunit panl-2 (gene panl-2). NCBI's taxonomy places the organism in Eukaryota, Metazoa, Nematoda, Chromadorea, Rhabditida, Rhabditidae. The transcript is spliced from 16 exons. Gene Ontology annotation, molecular function: nucleic acid binding. The record is from RefSeq and is marked reviewed. Bases 54 to 3449 code for a protein of 1131 amino acids.
AAUAAUACUAAUCAUUCAUAAUCUGUGCCAUUCCUACAUCUGUUUUAAUAAACAUGGCGUCGGCAACUACUAACCAAGGAAAUGAGUGGCGAUUUGUGGCGCCGAUCAAUAUCAACACGACCACUGAAAAUACUGUAUCAUGUGUAAAAUUUGACCCACAUGAAGAUUUAUUUUGGAUAGGAUCUUCUACGGGAAAAGUGACAUCUCUGCUACCCACCAACCACUUCACACGUUAUUCCGCGUUCGUCGUAUCGAACAUUAGCGGGGUUCACAGUCUAGAGCCUACUGAAAGUUUGAUUUUCACAUUGAGUGAUACAAUGCUGCGCGCAACGACGCGGCAAGGAAUUCCAGUGGCGAAGUUUACAUCACCAUCAAUGACAAAAAUGGCAGCUUCUUGUCACAUGCCCGGAACGUCAACGUUUAUAAUGGGAGGAUUUCAAGAGAAGCUGAUUCACUAUGAUUUUGUGAAAGAGAAAGAAAUUCGAACCACUGAACUGAAGGCAUCGGAAAAUGCCAUUAUUAUCAGAUAUAAUGGCACAAACACGUUCACCGCUGACACGAGAGGAAACGUUUUUGUGAAAAACUCGAAAAAUUGCGAAACGAUCCACACACUAGACUGUCAUCAGGACCAAGUUCUAGAUUUUGAUGUACAAGGCAACAAGUUGAUCACAUGCGGAGUUUCAAUGAAUCGUCUAAAGAACAUGGAUCAGUUCAUAAAAGUUUACGAUCUCCGAAUGUACAAGGCGUUGAGUCCGAUUGGAAUGCCCUAUCUACCACAGUUCGCAAGAUUUAUGCCGUCUUACUGUGAACGCGUCUGUGUUACAUAUCAAACGAUGUACAAUCAGCCUGGCCAGACUGCAACUUGGUCGAAUCAUCCUGCCGGUGUCAAAAUGUUUGAUUUGAAUUCAAAUGGAAAUAGUGCCGAAUUCCCUAUCGAGACGUCUUUAAUAUCGGCAUUCGAUUUUUCAUCGAAUAAAAAUUUCAUUGCCGUCGGAAAUCACUGUGGAAUAGUCAACGUUUUCGCCGAUCGAGAUCAGCCACAAGUUAAUGAAAACUCAAAGGAGACGGUUUUCGCCGCACCACCGGUCCAGCCACCUCUCUCAUUCGCUAUCGACGACACUACACAAACGUUUGGUUCGAUUCCUCUAGGAUUUUCACAAGAACCACUUGUUAGUGAUUGGCCGACAGAAUUGACGCAAAUUGUGUAUAGGCGACGAAAGCCUCCUACUGAACAGACGAAUGUAAAAUCGAUUCAUUAUUUGUCACAAAUAAAAAAUCCCCGAAUUAAUUCGAAGCUGAAGCGCCACAAUAUUGUUCCUUACUUUUUCGAGCAGGAGGAACUGAUUGAAGCAUCCAACGAUCAUGGAUCUAAGGAAGAAGCUCCACAGGAAAUGAAGAGAAUUAAAGUUUCAAAACUGUACAAGAAGCGCCCUCUAAUUGUCAAUCAAGUACCGGCUAGACGUGGAAACUCUCAAGACGAGACGCAAGAGACAUACACGUGGAACAUCAUUCGACAUGUAACAAUGCAGUCAACACAUGGAAUGAAUCUAGUGGCUAACACUCUUGUCCAAGUUGCAUACUCGUUGUCACCAAUUCGUAGCAUCGUUUUACGUCAUAUCUGCACAGAAGACUCAUGUAUCACCUGCGAGCUUCACUUUCUCUUCACUGCAUUUUCAUCAAAAAUUGGGGACAACAGUGGAAUGCUGACAAACAAUUUGGCUUGGGCUCUUGCACGAAAUGGAGUUAGCUUGAAGGCUGGAGGAGUAUUGAGUGCUACACAGCAAAUCAUCAAGACAGUGAUCGAUGAUGUCGCUCGAACAGAUGCUUCGGGUUCAAUUUGCUCAAAGUUCGAUCGUCAUCUCCGAUGUAUUCGUUGUCGGGGACUCCAGCAGCAAGAAUCUGUCACGGAUCAUCUUCUCAAACUAAACUAUGCUCCAGUUUAUCAAGCAUCGCUUUGCCAACUUAUUGAAAAGUCAUUGCAUAUCGGAGAUGAUUCUGGAGAAAUUGAGUGUGAAGACUGCAAGCAGAUGAGCCGAAUGGAGUGUAAGAGAAAAGUUCGGGAGCUCUCCCCCGUUCUUCUAAUUGACACAAACGCUUCAUCGAAUGGAUUUGUUGAGUUUUGGCGUCGGCAAUUAUCUCUCUUUGAACGAAAACCAGGAGGCAAUCGAAGUUCUGCAUUAGGAACGGUGCCAGAGUCACCUUCUGAGAAGAAAAAUUGCAGAUUUGGAACGGAUUGUCGCAACAAGAAAACAUGCAAGUUUGUUCAUGGACUCGUCGAUUGGCCUGCAGAACAGACAAAACUUCUUGAAGACGUGGAUUUACCAGAGUGGGCACACUACAUUCCAUCCAGAAUCGCUGCUCAACUUUGCGAGGGGAUUGUUCGUUUGUCUGAUGUUUCGGAUCUCCCAGACUAUGAUGAGCCGUCUGCUGUGAUUUAUGAGCUUGAUGCGAUGAUUCAUGCUGUUGGUAAUGGAGAAAACGAUGUAAAUUGGACUCAUCCAGUUACAUUGUUGAGAGAAAGUCCCGUUAUUUCAUCGUCCUGGACUUUAAUCAAUGAGCAGCUAGUGAGCCGAUUGCAUGAUCAUGAAGCAAGGCACAUAGACGGAAGAUGGAAACUUCCCGCGCUUUUGGCUUAUAAAAAGAAGAACUUCGAUGUGAAAACGAGUGAGGAUAUUAUUUCCAAUGAUUUGUUCCUCGCGGAAGAAAAUUUGGCGAGCAACGGGAUGACGUCAUUGGCCGUUCAAUCAUUGGAAGAGCUGCCGAAAGAGAAGGAAUUAGUCGGUUUGGAUGCAGAGUUUAUAAAGAUUAAGACCGAUCUACUUGAAUUCGACGGAAAAACCGUGCAGAUGAGAGCAGUUGGUCGAGCCUCCUGUGUCGACUCGACAGGCGAAAGGAUCAUAUUCGACGAUCACGUGAAGCUCACUGAUGACGUAGAAGUUGUCGACUAUCUCACGAAGUUUAGUGGAAUCGUGAAAGCUGAUCUGUGUCCAACGACUUCCGAGAAAUACUUGACAACCCACAAGCGGCUUCUUCUACGAAUGCAUGUUUUGAUUCAACGAGGAGUCACAUUUGUAGGACACGCUCUGCAUAAUGAUUUCACAGUGCUCAAUGUGCAUGUGGCAGAAUCACAGAUAAUCGACACAGUGACUCUGAUGCGUCUUGGCACCCAGAGAAUGUUAUCAUUGCAGUUUCUGGUUAAGGAGAUUCUUGGCGAAACUAUACAAAUGGAAGCUCACGACUCGGUGGUUGAUGCGAGAUAUGCACUGAAGCUGUACCGAAAAUAUCUGGAAAUCAAAGAGCAAGGACUUCUGGGUUCAGAAAUGCGUCGAAUCUACACUAUUCUCCCGUGUCCAUCGCCAAACCAAACAUCGUCACCUCUGGUUGUAUCUACUACACGAAAAACUCCAGAAGAUACGAAUCCAGCAGAUGCUGCACCGAAGUCGGUUUAAAUUGAAGGCCUUCCAGAUAAGCUUACUGUAAAAGUUCGUAGAAAACCAGAAAAUUAUCACUUUCAGCAUAAUAAUUAUUAUAUAUUUACUUACGUACCAGAUUAUCUCAAGUUCACUUAAGCUAUCACUUUGUAUAUCAAUUCCCCAUUUUGCGAGUCAAUUCAUGUAUUUUAAAUACUCGUGUAAUCUCAAUAUUCGUCCCAAUAUUAUUUCUUGAAACAUUCCCCUGUUUUUCUCAAAAUAUCAUGUACCAUUUAUUUUUGUUUCUGUAAAUAAUACAAUUUUGCAAUUUA